Molecule: messenger RNA, 1963 nt
Organism: Pogona vitticeps (central bearded dragon)
Lineage: Eukaryota; Metazoa; Chordata; Lepidosauria; Squamata; Agamidae
Source: RefSeq, a predicted model, not a curated record
AAACCCGGAACUAUCGUUCCUCCUGCUUCCCCCAUCCCCCCACCUGCCGCCGCUGCCCGGCUUUGUCCCAAGAUGGCGAAGCUAUUGAGCUGCAUUUUAGGCCCGCGGCUAUACCGGGUCUAUCGGGAAAGAGGUCCCCCCAGACUUCGCCGUAUUAGGGAUCAAGCAGACGAUCCGUCCCAACCCCUUCUAGAACCAUCCUGGGAAUCAUAUUACCAACCACGAACUCUUGAAAAACAUGCAGACAGCAUCCUUGCACUGGCUUCCGUACUGUGGUCCAUUUCCUAUUACUCCUCCCCGCUCGCUGUGUUUUACCUGUACAGAAAAGGAUAUCUCACUGUGUCAAAAGUGGUUGCUAUCUCCCAUUAUGUCGGGACCUUGAUGCUCUUGUUGGCCGGGAUUGCCUGCCUCAGAGGCAUAGGCCGCUGGACAAACCCUCAGUACAUUGAGUUCAUCACUAUCCUUGAGGAUGCACAUCGGUAUGGGACACCCGAGCACAAGAAGAAGCUUGCCAGCUACAACUUUGACUUCAGGAGUUGGCCCGUGGAUUUCCGGUGGGACGAGGCUACAAGCCGGUCAGAUUCGGGCCAUGUCCCCCUGCUGCGGUCAGAACCAAAGCACCGAAGUGCAGUCAAUGGCUUUCUGCAUACCCUCAAGAAGCUGCCCUGCCAGAUUGCCAGCUUCAUAGUGGCUCACACCUUUGGACGGCGAAUGCUGUACCCAGGCUCGGUGUAUCUGCUGCAGAAGGCCCUCAUGCCCAUGUUGCUUCAAGGACAAGCCCGGUUGGUGGAAGAAUGCAACGGAAAACGAGCAAAGCUGGCAGCUUGUGACGGAAAUGAAAUUGACACCAUGUUCAUGGACCGAAGAGGGACCUCAGAACCGCAAGGCCAGAAACUGGUGAUUUGCUGUGAAGGAAAUGCAGGCUUUUAUGAAGUUGGCUGCCUUUCCACCCCUCUGGACGCUGGAUACUCUGUGCUGGGCUGGAACCACCCUGGAUUUGCAGGCAGCACCGGGGUGCCGUUGCCUCAGAACGAGGCCAACGCCAUGGAUGUCGUGGUGCAGUACGCCAUCCACCGCCUGGGUUUCCUUCCGGAGGACAUCAUCCUCUACGCCUGGUCCAUUGGUGGCUUUACAGCCACUUGGGCCGCCAUGUCGUACCCAGAUGUCAGUGCCUUGAUUCUGGAUGCCUCCUUUGACGACCUCGUUCCUCUUGCCCUCAAGGUCAUGCCGGAAAGCUGGAGGGGCUUGGUCACCCGAACUGUAAGACAGCAUCUGAAUUUGAACAAUGGGGAGCAGCUUUGCAGGUAUCAGGGGCCCGUGUUGCUGGUGCGCAGGACCAAAGAUGAGAUCAUCACCACAACGGUUCCCGAAGAUAUCAUGUCCAAUAGAGGGAAUGAUCUGCUUUUGAAGAUGCUACAACACAGGUAUCCCAAAGUCAUGGCAGAAGAGGGCGUGAGAGUCGUACGGGAAUGGCUAGAAGCUUCCACACCCGUGGAAGAGGCCGCCGUGUACAGCCGCUAUGAAGUGGAGGACGACUGGUGUCUGUCGGUGCUGAAGUCCUACAGAGCUGAAGAAGGAGACGAAUUUCCCUGGAGUGUGGGUGAAGACAUGACUCCUGAAGGGAGACGGCAGCUUGCACUGUUCCUGGCCCGGAAGCACCUACAAAAUUUUGAAGCCACCCACUGCACUCCACUCCCUCCCCAAGAGUUUCACCUCCCAUGGAGCUUAUAGCACUCCUUCCCCGGCAGCGCUCAUUGCUUUUAUGUAUUGGUGGCUUUCUCCACCCAUCUAUGGAGUGUGUUGGCUUCUCGUGUGUGUGCGCGUGUAUAUCUGGCUGUCACUGUUCCCUUCCCAGCUCCGCACUGUAAAUCGGCAUUCUCUCCUCUGUCAUGUUUGUCCUGUAAGCCCCAAACCAACACAUCGUUAGAGGACGUUGAUAAUAAAGAUGCUAUUUUUUAUAGUU